Messenger RNA from Amphibalanus amphitrite, 1303 nucleotides. RefSeq names its product ribosome biogenesis protein BRX1 homolog. Gene Ontology annotation, cellular component: nucleolus. The record is from RefSeq and is a predicted model, not a curated record. Gene Ontology annotation, biological process: rRNA processing; ribosomal large subunit assembly. Bases 224 to 1222 code for a protein of 332 amino acids. Gene Ontology annotation, molecular function: rRNA binding. The transcript has 7 exons. Lineage: Eukaryota; Metazoa; Arthropoda; Thecostraca; Balanomorpha; Balanidae.
GGAUGCUUUAAUAGUCCCCCAUCCCAAAAGAGUAAACAAAAGUAAAAGUCUAAUAUCUUGAAAACCGGUGAAUAUUUUUCGCUUAGUGUGCUUGGAGCAGGAAGAGAUUUCUCAUUGUUUAUAGGUGAAUUAGGCUCAGGCAAACAGUUGUUCAUGAUAUAAGUGCUUCUGGCUUUCACUGUUCCUGUUCAUCACUGCUCCUCUAAACCACUCAGAAUACAAAAUGGGCAAGGUUACACAUAAGAAGCUGAAGAAGGCAAAGAAACUUCCCAAGUCAGAAUUGAAAAUGCAGAAAACCACAAGCAAAGAAGUUGUCAAAAAUAGCAUUGUUGAGUCAUCUACCCCAGAAGAUCAACCAAAGAAGGACAAGUGGAUCAACAAGCAGCGCGUUUUGGUGUUUUCGUCGCGCGGCAUCUCGCACCGCUACCGCCACCUGAUGACCGACAUCAAGGCCAUGCUGCCGCACGCCAAGGCCGAGUCCAAAAUGGACAAAAAGGACGAGAAACGCGUCAUAAAUGAGAUCUGUGAGAUGAAGAACUGCAACAAGUGCUUGUUUUUCGAGCCCCGCCGAGAUUCUCUGUACUUGUGGAUGAGCAACGUACCUGAUGGUCCCACUGGCUAUUUUCUGGUCGAAAGCGUGCAUACAAUGCAGGAACUCAAGAUGACUGGGAACUCGCUGAAAGGCUCGAGGCCUUUGCUGUCCUUCGACACAAACUUCACCCUGCCUCAUCUCCAGCUCUUCAAAGAGCUUUUGACACAGGUGUUCGGCACGCCCAAGCUCCACCCGAAGUCUCAGCCGUUCGUCGACCACGUGAUGACGUUCUCAUGGCUGGACCAGCGCAUCUGGUUCCGGAACUAUCAGAUCGUCCAGGAGACGGGCGCGCUGGCCGAAAUCGGGCCCCGGUUCGUCCUCAACCCGGUCAAAGUGUUCGCGGGCAGCUUCCAGGGCGAGAAGCUCUGGGAGAACCCGCACUUUGUCUCGCCAACCUCGCGUCGGCGGCUACUGAAAAUGUCCCUGGCCCACAAGUACAUCCACCGGAAGGACCAGCAGCAGUCGUAUCUCGCGCGCAAACCCGGUAAGGACGAGACGGUCAAGGUGGACGUCACCGAUGACGUGCUGUUGACGUCACACGGUGACGAUAGCGGCGCGGAGGAGGCAGAAGCGCCGCCCAGGCCCGCCCUCGUGAACCGGCGGCGCCACGGAAAGAAGAGGAAGCGCUGAAGUGAUUCCAGCCGCGAGUCCUGGGUGAUGUACUUUCUACAAUGUGAUGUGCCGAAUACAGCUGUGAUGGGGCUGACAUAA